UUCCCAGUUUGGAAUCGAGUUCAGUUCAUUUUUUUUUUAAACCGAAUCCAAACAUCCAUGUCGUCCCAUUCCACCAACCCCCGCCGUGCCGUCACGAACGCCAUCCUCUCGCGCCAGCCCGUCGAGUCCGAGCACUCUGCCAAGCAGCGCAGCGAGGGCACCAGCGCCUCCAUGCACGACUGGUGGUCGGAAAACUGGGCCGUCAAUGUCUUCACACACGCCGAGAUGAAGAAGCGCGUCCCCAAGAGCGUCUACAAGGAGUUCCAGACCUGCGUCCGCGAGUCGCGCCAGCUGCCCCCGAUCGUCGCCGACGUGAUUGCCAACGCCAUGAAGGACUGGGCUGUCGAGCGCGGCGCCACCCACUUUACCCACUGGUUCCAGCCCAUCCACAUUGCCACUGCCCGCAAGGACGACUCGUUCAUCUCCUUCACUGGCAACGAAGGCAAGACCAUCCUUGAAUUCUCUGGCGGUGAGCUCAUCCGUGGCGAGCCCGAUGCCUCUUCGUUCCCCAACGGCGGCAUUCGCUCGACCUACGAGGCUCGCGGCUACACCACCUGGGACCCCAACUCGCCCGCCUUCCUCGUCAAGAACACGAACGGCCUCACGCUGCUCAUCCCCACCUGCUUCUGCUCGUGGACUGGCGAGGCCCUCGACGUCAAGACCCCGCUGCUCCGCUCGUCCGAGUCGCUCUCGCGCGAGGCUGUGCGCCUGCUCAAGAUUAUUGGCGACCACAAGGUCCGCUCUGUGCACACGACGCUUGGCGCCGAGCAAGAGUUCUUUGUCAUUGACCGUGGCUUCUUCCUGGCUCGCCCCGAUCUCUUGUUCUCGGGCCGCAGCGUCAUUGGCGCCAAGCCCCCGAAGGGUCAGGAGAUGGAGGACCACUACUUUGCCACCAUGCCCCCGCGCGUGAUGGCCUACAUCCAGGAGGUUGAGCAGGAGCUGUGGCUCAUGGGCAUCCCCACCAAGACCCGCCACAACGAGGUCGCCCCCGGCCAGCACGAGAUGGCUCCCAUCUUUGAGGACUCCAACCUCGCUGCCGACCACAACAUGAUCAUGAUGGAGGUCCUCCGCGACGUUGCCACCCGCCACAACCUCACCUGCCUGCUGCACGAGAAGCCUUUCGCCUACGUCAACGGCUCUGGCAAGCACAACAACUGGUCGAUGGCCACCGACUACGGCGUCAACCUCCUCGAGCCCUCCAAGAGCCCCCGCGACAACAUGCCCUUCCACGUCUUCCUCGCCGCCGUAAUCCGCGCCGUGGACGCCCAUGCCGACAUUCUCCGCGCCUCCAUUGCCACGCCCGGCAACGACUUCCGUCUUGGCGCCAACGAGGCUCCUCCGGCCAUCAUGUCCAUCUACCUCGGCUCUGAGAUUGACGAGCUCGUCCGCGAGCUCAUUGCCUACGACGACAAGUCCGAGCCUUCCGCUGCCGGCGGCCGUGGCGCCGACGGUCGCCCGAGCCUCUCCAAGAUGGUUUCCGAGCUCAACAUUGGCGGCACUGUCGCUCCUUUCAAGCGCGACCGCACCGACCGCAACCGCACCUCUCCUUUUGCCUUCACUGGCAACAAGUUUGAGUUCCGCGCUGUCGGCUCGUCCCAGAACGUCGGUGCCACCGUCACCAUCCUCAACACGAUUGUUGCCGACGCCAUCCGCAGCAUUGCCACCGAGAUUGAAAAGACUGCCGCCGAGGGCAUUGAGCUCCCCAAGGCCAUUCGCCGCGUCGUUCGCGACAACCUUCGCAAGCACGAGCGCAUCAUUUUCAACGGCAACGGCUACUCGCAGGAGUGGGUUGUCGAGGCUGAGAAGCGUGGCCUGCCCAACCUUCGCGAGACUGUCGCCGCCCUCUCGCAGUUUGAGAGCGAGAAGAGCAUCCGACUUUUCGAGUCGCUCCGUGUCUUCUCUGCUUCCGAGAUCAAGUCCCGCAAGAAUGUCUACUUUGAGCACUAUUGCAACACGAUCAACAUUGAGGCUCAGUGCGCCCUCAACCUGAUCAACGCCCACGUCAUCCCUUCGGGCGUCAACUACCAGACUCAACUCGCCACCUCCAUCAAGAGCGUCAAGGAGCUCAACCCUGCCGCCAAGCUCGAGGAGCAGACCCGCCGCCUCGGUGACGUGACCCUUCACGUCGAGGGCGCCCUCCUUGCCUCCAAGAACCUCUCCGAGAAGCUUGCCGAGCGCCACAAGCACCACGAGUCCCCCGAGCAGCACGCCAUCUUCUUCCGCGAUGUUAUCAAGCCAUGCAUCACUGAGGCUCGCGUGCACAGCGAUAAGCUCGAGCACCUUGUUCCUGACGAAGUCUGGACUCUUCCCAAGUAUUCCGACAUGCUCUUCCUCAAGUAAAGAAAGGGGCUCUUUCCACCCGUCUCUGUGCCUCGUCGCUGUUGUUUCGUGAAUGAAUGUAUCUAGAUUUUAAUGUUGUGGUUGUUUCUCAAUACAAACAAGAAAAAAGAAAAAAAAAUCAAACCAGAAAAGCAAA
Messenger RNA from Capsaspora owczarzaki ATCC 30864, 2476 nucleotides. Its product is annotated as glutamine synthetase catalytic region. The record is from RefSeq and is a predicted model, not a curated record. The transcript is spliced from 5 exons. Gene Ontology annotation, molecular function: glutamine synthetase activity. NCBI's taxonomy places the organism in Eukaryota, Filasterea, Ministeriida, Capsasporidae. The coding region runs from base 58 to 2340 and encodes 760 amino acids.